AUGAGACCAAUCGUUUUAAUGGGUCACGAGCGUCCUUUAACGCAAGUCAAGUAUAACAGAGAAGGUGAUUUGAUUUUCACAUGUUCAAAAGAUAGUUCUGCCAGUAUUUGGUAUUCCAAUAACGGUGAAAGAUUAGGUACGUUAGAUGGUCACGCAGGUACUAUCUGGUCCAUUGAUGUAGACUCCUUCACUAAGUAUUGUGUCACUGGUAGUGCUGAUUAUAGUGUCAAUGUCUGGAACGUGGAAAAUGGUCAAGUGGUUCACACAUGGAAAUCUCCAGUUCCUGUAAAAUUUGUGGAAUUUUCACCAUGUGGUAACUACGUUUUAGCUAUUCUAGAUAACGUUAUGAGAAAUCCAGGUUCCAUUAACAUCUAUCAAGUUAAGAGAGAUGAAUCUAGUCACGAAAUUGUAGAAUUUAUUGAAGAACCAAUCCAUCAAAUUAUUACCCAAGAAGGUUUAAAUGCAGCUGCCGUAGCAGGUUGGUCAUUUGAAGGUAAAUAUAUCAUUGCAGGCCAUAAGGACGGUAAAAUUAGUAAAUAUGACGUUACAAAUAAUUACCAAUUUAUCGAUUCCAUCGACUUACAUAAAGCAAACGUCUCCGAUAUUCAAUUUUCCUUAGAUAGAACUUAUUUCAUUACUGCAUCAAGAGAUUCAAACUCUUUCAUAGUGGAUUGUGAAACUUUAGGAACUUUAAAAACUUACGAAACUGAUUGUCCAUUAAACAGUGCAUGUAUAACACCAUUGAAAGAAUUCGUCAUAUUAGGUGGUGGUCAAGAUGCCAGAGAUGUUACUACCACCAGUGCCAGUGAAGGUAAAUUUGAAGCAAGAAUCUAUCAUAAAGUGUUCGAGGAAGAAAUCGGUAGAGUUAAAGGUCAUUUCGGUCCAUUAAAUUACGUUGCUGUUAGUCCUCAAGGUACUUCUUACACAUCUGGUGGUGAAGAUGGUUUAGUCCGUUUACACCACUUUGAAAAGAACUAUUUUGAUUUCAAAUAUGAUGUCGAAAAAGCUGCAGAAGCUAAAGAACAUAUUCAAGAAGAUGAAGAAUAA
Messenger RNA from Kazachstania africana CBS 2517, 1047 nucleotides. RefSeq names its product translation initiation factor eIF3 subunit i (gene TIF34). Gene Ontology annotation, biological process: cytoplasmic translational initiation. The record is from RefSeq and is a predicted model, not a curated record. Gene Ontology annotation, molecular function: RNA binding; translation initiation factor activity; protein binding. The coding region runs from base 1 to 1047 and encodes 348 amino acids. Gene Ontology annotation, cellular component: cytoplasm; eukaryotic translation initiation factor 3 complex, eIF3m. The transcript has a single exon. Lineage: Eukaryota; Fungi; Ascomycota; Saccharomycetes; Saccharomycetales; Saccharomycetaceae.